GAAGCUACAGGAUGAGUCAGGAGGGGCUGAGCCCACUGGGGAAGUGGUGAAAAUGCCAGUGCGCUGGCUUGUGUGGCUUGGUCACCUACCUUCCUUUUAAGUUGCCUUUCCCAGCUGCUGGACUAGGGCACUAGCCCCAGGGGGAAACAGACGGUUCUCACAUCCAAUGAGGGUCAUCACAAAGUGAGACCCAAGGAAGCCAGAGUCAGCACCAGCCCCGCCUCCUGUUGUUCCUGGUUGUUAAUCCCCCAGCACCAACCGCUCAGAAGGGAUUGGCUGAGGCGACUGGAGAGGGGGCGUCGUCACGGCCUCGCCCAAGGGUUAAAUAGGGGUUCAGGCAAGCUUGCAAGAUGCUCCUGGGACGUGCUUUCUCUCGUGGGCUUCCUGAAUCAGACCAUGACCCAAGCCCUCAAGCGGGCCACCAAAGUGCUCCAUCGCGUCCGCUGGGCUCCGGAGCUGGGCGCCUCAUUGGACAUCCGAGGCCCCGACUCAGCACCUCGGAGUCUGGCGGACCUCCCAGGCCCCUCUAUGCCCAGCUUCCUGGCUGAAGUUUUCUGCAAGGGGGGGCUGUCGAGGCUGCACGAGCUGCAGGUCCAGGGCGCCGCGCGCUUCGGGUCGCUGUGGUUGGGCAGCUUCGGGACAGUGCGCACAGUGUACGUGGCCCACCCCGCGCUCGUCGAGCAGCUGCUGCGGCAGGAGGGACCUCGGCCUGAGCGCUGCAGUUUCUCGCCGUGGGCUGAGCACCGUCGCAGCCGCCAGCGGGCUUGCGGACUGCUUACCGCGGAGGGUGAAGAAUGGCAGAGGCUCCGCAGCCUCCUGGCCCCGCUCCUCCUCCGGCCUCAGGCGGCCGCGGGCUACGCCGGAACCCUGGAUAGCGUGGUUCGUGACCUUGUGCGGCGACUGAGGCGCCAGCGGGGACGUGGCACCGGGCCACCCGCCCUGGUUCGGGAUGUGGCGGGGGAGUUUUACAAGUUUGGACUAGAAAGUGAGUCCCCACACGGAGCCAGGGGUGGGCGUCGGGGGCAUGCAGCCCUGGUUGCCCAGGGCCCUGACAGCGCCCCCUCCCGGCCAGGCACAGCCGCGGUGCUGCUGGGCUCGCGCCUGGGCUGCCUGGAGGCUGAGGUGCCGCCCGACACGGAGACCUUCAUCCGCGCGGUGGACUCCGUGUUCGUGUCCACGCUGCUGACCAUGGCGAUGCCCAAGUGGUUGCACCGCCUGGUGCCGGGACCCUGGGGCCGCCUCUGCCGGGACUGGGACCAGAUGUUUGCAUUUGCCCAGCAGCACGUGGAGCGGCGAGAGGCCGAGGUAGCCACGGGGACCCAGGGAAAGCCGGAGGACACGGCAUCCGGGGCGCACCUCACUUACUUCCUGCUCCGGGAGAAGUUGUCUGCCCAGUCCAUCCUGGGGAAUGUGACAGAGCUACUACUGGCCGGUGUGGACACGGUGUCCAACACGCUUUCCUGGGCCCUGUAUGAGCUGUCCCGGCAUCCUGAAGUCCAGAUGGCACUCCACUCUGAGAUCACAGCCGCCCUGGGCCCUGGCUCCUGUGCCCACCUGCCAGCCGCCCUUCUGUCCCAGCUGCCCCUGCUGAAGGCUGUGGUCAGGGAAGUGCUAAGACUGUACCCUGUGGUGCCUGGGAAUUCCCGUGUCCCAGACAGAGAUGUCCGUGUGGGUGACUACAUCAUCCCCAAAAGUACGCUGGUCACUCUGUGUCACUAUGCCACUUCAAGGGACCCUGCCCAGUUCCCAGAGCCAAAUUCUUUCCGUCCAGCUCGCUGGCUGGGGGAGGGUCCAGCCCCCCACCCAUUCGCAUCUCUUCCCUUUGGCUUUGGCAAGCGCAGCUGCAUGGGAAGACGCCUAGCAGAGCUAGAGCUGCAGAUGGCUUUGGCCCAGAUCUUGACACAUUUUGAGGUGCUGCCUGAGCCAGGUUCUACACCAAUCAGACCCAUGACCCGGACUGUCCUGGUACCUGAGAGAAGCAUCAACCUACAGUUUGUGGACAGAUAGUCCUGUGGAAGGAAGCUGUGCUCAUCACCCUUGCUCUCCCCAUAGGGGUUUUAUUAGGCGCAAAGCCAAGGAAGGGCUACACAUCUUCCCCUUGAAGUCUCCCUGGCCAGAUGGGACAACCUCAGCAAAGUGCGUGAGGCAGCCCUGACCAAGUGCAGCGUGCACUUGGCCUGACUCAGUAGGUCUGGAGAAAAACCACGGUCCUUCCUCUCUCUGCCUGCUUGGCCUUUCUCCUGCUCGUAUGUGCAUCCUUCAAGGGCCAGCUCAGACUUUAACAAAUAACGCUGGGUGUCCUGGGGGAAGGAUUCAACCACUGCCCUUUGUGCUUCCACCAUGUUCGUGUUCGUUGCUGCUGCUGGCUAAGCGUUUAUCAUGGUACGAGCUAAGUAACUGUGCAUCUGGUCUGUACCUGCUUGGUCCUCCUCCAUUGCAUGUGAGUUCUUUGAGAGGAAGGAUGAGCCCUUAUUUGACCUAUAUAGCCCCUGCCAGAGCCUAUUCCUGACUAGGUGACACCAUGCACCUUCUCAGAUGGAAGCUAGACCAUGUGGCAGAAGGAUAAACAGCUUACCAGGCCCUGUCUCCCCGUUUCCUUCUUCAUUUUUGCCCCUAGGAAAGUGAAUUGGCCCCCCAGGCCUCUGCCUUUUUUUUUUAGAUUGAAAACAUUAAAUACUUGUUAUGUUUUGUAAUAAAAAAAAUCAAAUGA
Oryctolagus cuniculus (rabbit) is the source of this 2710-nucleotide messenger RNA. The record is from RefSeq and is a predicted model, not a curated record. NCBI's taxonomy places the organism in Eukaryota, Metazoa, Chordata, Mammalia, Lagomorpha, Leporidae.